CACUAAAGUAAAGAGUAGUGGACACUGGCGAAUUAUUCUGCGGUAUGCUCGUUCGCAUGUGUUUACAGUGGAUUGACGUGACGUGACGUGACGGACAGUGUGAAUUGGCCGUUGCAAAAGCUCGGACGUUAAUAUCAUUCUACAGUAAAGGAAGAAGGAAAAGUUUUGCCUAAUGCCAAUAUAUACGUCACCAUUAAACAAACUUCCAUUUCUAAGAUAUUUAUUUAUUUAUUCAAAGUAAUUUUUAUUCCUUUCUUGCUGUCAAAUACUGCACCACUGAUUGGCCGAAACCACAAACCACAUGAUACGAAGCAAGUAAACAGUCUAAACACUCAAUUGGUAGGCGUAGGAGAAUAGGAGUGUCGUUGAAGACUGUAUCGGUCAUCGGAGUUAUUCUGUCAUGACUGGAAUCGUGGAUUUACUUGCAUGCAACAUUAUAGAGCGAGAUAGUAACGGUGAUGUAUUGUGGACAUGGACAUAUCCGUCCAUCACGGACGCGCAUCAGCAACAGCUGAUGAUAAGAAAAUGUGGCCUGGACGGCGAUCACGUAUCGCCGCAGCCGUUUGUAUUCGGUCGUUACGGGAAGAACUGGUAUUAUAUCAACUGCACCGAAGUGUUCGAGUCUGACAAUCUACCAAGGCUGAAGCAGUUUGCCUUAAUCUUAUGGGCUAAGGACUUGAAUCCGGAGAAAUACGAGACAUUAUGUAGAAUACUGAGUAAAACCUACUGCAAGACUGGAAAUCCAGCUGUCAUGUUACAGCUAUAUUUGUCUGUAAUCACGAGAGGAUCCUGCACCACGGAAGAAAAUGGAACUUUUCUGGCAAAGGAUUUUGAAUCUAGGAAAAACAUCCCACACACCAUGCUUAAAGAGCUGAUACAGACAUUUGGUUUAGAAUCAAUAUUAAUAUAUACUGGCCUGCUGCUGAAGAAGAGGAUCAUUGUUUACCAUCACAGCUUGGAAGCACUGUUGAAGUGGAUCCGUACUUUCCCUGCUAUGAUGUGGCAUCGAAAAUCAAAUGAUAUACUCCAUCCAUGGGUUGAUAACACCCCUGAAGAAAUUCUUGAUCUGAAGAGUAACACUUACUAUAUAGCUGGAUGCAAAGAUAGUGCUGUAUGUUCCCGACUGGAUUUGUUUGAUUUGUUAGUGAAUCUCCCAGCUAGAGAGAUUACAGUAGCGCCUCAUGCAAAAGAAAGUAUGGCUAUGACUAAAACACACAAAGACAUAGCAGUCUUCAUGGUACAGCUGGCAGACCAGCCUAAUAUUACAGAAGCACAGAUGAUCAGAGAGCUUGCUGAAAAGACGAGAGAUCUUCUACAGAAUCUAAGAUCACUGGCAACUGUAACUACACCAGAUGGGAAGAUGAUGGUCUCAGUUGAAACACUCCGUGAGAAGAAUUUUCCACAAGCAUUGGACAAUUUUCUUUUCAAUCUUGCUGUUGCCGAGAAUAUGAUGUUGCUAUGAAAUACAAAAAUACAUUUUGUUAUGAACUUUAUAAAAGCGUGUAACUUUAUGUAGUUAUGAAGCUUGUUCACAAGAUACUUUGAAAUGAAAUUUGCUAGUUCCAACCAUUUAA
Schistocerca serialis cubense is the source of this 1574-nucleotide messenger RNA. RefSeq names its product putative DENN domain-containing protein 10 B. Gene Ontology annotation, molecular function: guanyl-nucleotide exchange factor activity; small GTPase binding. The transcript has 8 exons. The record is from RefSeq and is a predicted model, not a curated record. Bases 401 to 1462 code for a protein of 353 amino acids. Gene Ontology annotation, biological process: protein transport; regulation of early endosome to late endosome transport. NCBI's taxonomy places the organism in Eukaryota, Metazoa, Arthropoda, Insecta, Orthoptera, Acrididae. Gene Ontology annotation, cellular component: late endosome.